Lolium rigidum is the source of this 2236-nucleotide messenger RNA. RefSeq lists its product as uncharacterized. Gene Ontology annotation, molecular function: protein binding. The transcript has 14 exons. Lineage: Eukaryota; Viridiplantae; Streptophyta; Magnoliopsida; Poales; Poaceae. The record is from RefSeq and is a predicted model, not a curated record. The coding region runs from base 151 to 1887 and encodes 578 amino acids.
GGGCUCCCGGUGGACGCUGACGCAACACCCUCCUCGCCGGGCUUCACGAGACUGGAGGCGGCGUGCUCUUCGCCGCCACCCCACGCGUCCUGGGCACCCCUCUCCUCCUCCACCCCUACCGCAGUGGUUCCACCGCAAUCGGGGCGCCCCAUGGACGCCAACGACGUCUCCUCCUCGCCGGGCUCCAGGAGAUUGGAGGCAGCGUGCUCCUCCCGGCCAACCCACGCGUCGGGGGCACCCCUCUCCUCCUCGUCCUCUUCCGCGCCCGCGCCCGCGCCCACGCCCUACAGUAUGCCUCCCUGGACUUCUACGACGCUACCAGAGCUGUCGACGUCGGCCUCGCGUGAAGGGGGCCAACAGAGGAAGCUGACUAUAGAAGUUCACUUGCAUACCAAGGAUGGCUUGGAGAUAGUGUAUGCUUCGUUCGAUUCUUCUCAAACGGUCCAGGAUCUAAAAGUAUAUUUCGAGAAAGUCAAAGGAAAGGCUGUGUGUUCUGCGGAAAAUAUGGUGAUUUACCAUGACGGCACUAAGCUUUCAAGUAUAACCACGUUGGGAAGCCUUGACUUGCGGACUUGGAACUCGAUUCUAAUUACUUUACAAGAGGAUAUAAAUGAACCAACCUCCAAUUUAGCCCCUGCCCAGGAAACAACGUUGGAUGAGGGUGAUUACCCGACUUGGGAAAUAACAAAUGAGGAUUUAUUGAGAUUUGAAUAUGAUGUGUCUGCGUCAGAUCAAGAAGCUAUGGAGCAUAUGAUGAAUCUCGUUGGUAAUACGACCACUCAACAUUAUGAUUAUCCUUCCACGCGGGAGCAAAGCGACAUUGCUGAGAUUUCUACUACUAUUGGCGAGGUUCCAGUUGGUAUAGUGGGGGCUGCACUCCCUGAGAGUUUGGAAACAGCAAAUGAGAAUUUUGGAGCACCAUUGGAACAAGAAGCUGCCGAGCACAUGGUGAAUCACUUUGAUUCCACAACUAUAGAUUCUGAUCAUCCUUCCACGUGGAGUGAGAGUGAUAUUGCUGAGCUUGCAAAUGCCAUUGGUGAGACUCCAACUGGUGUUGCUGAGACAGCACUCACUACUUCAGAGACUAUUAUAGUGACACCAAGCUGCUCCAAAGUUCUGAUUGGAAGAUUAUUUACACCUGUGACUCCUUCUGAUUUUCCAAGUCGAAUUCUAUCUCACAAUCAACUUCACGGUUUUAAAACUGUGCAUGACCUGAUAAAUGAGAUCAACAGGGGGCCACCAAGGUGGAUCACCAAGAAGCAAGCUCUUGGAUUGUUAUAUAAUGCACAGAUGUUUUCAGUCAGUGAUGUCAGUGAAGAUACUAAGAAGGAUGGUUUAAUCUGUGUGAUUGAUUCUACCAAGUGCCCGAUAUCUAGUGCAUUAGGAGGGUAUAGUGUUCUUGCAAAUGUGCAAUCUUCUGAGAAAUUCAUUGGUAAAAUGAAGGAAAAAGGAGUGGAAAUUGAUUGGUUUGAAGUAAGAGGAAAACUUUGGUCGAGACGGAGACUUGUUCUGAGGGGGGGUGAUGGCAUGUUUCAUCUGCUGCAGUGGAAACAGCAUCAUAACACAGAGACAACGGGUGCUGCUGCGGCCGUUACGGGUGAAGCACACGAGCUGCCACAUGGGAACUCUGGAGCCAGUACUUCGGGUGAAACGACACAGGGGCUGGGACUGGAGAUGAAGGCUUUAAUUCAGAAUGUGUGUUUGCAGUUUGAUCAGUUCCAAGCGACGGUCUCAAUACAACUGUCUGAGAUCAACAGUAAUAUUCAGAGAAUUGAUAGUCGUGUUCAGUCUAUUGAGCAGCUGCUCAGCUCAACUCCCACCAUGGGAUCGACACUGAUAGGCCGGCAAUCAAGCAGCGGCAGUGGUGAGGACAAAGAGGGGGUCUAGGCAAAAUUUUACACUGAAGAGAAUGUCAGCUCCUACGACUUACAGCUGCUCACGCUUUGCACUUGUACAUACGCUCAAACUCAAAUGAAAGUGGAGGGACACGGAUAGUUUUGGUGUAGCUCAAACUUGGUGCUUUUCUUCACUCACUACCUAGUAUCAAAUGAUACAGUAAGGGGCUUAUUUGUAGUACUAGUCAGCUGCAAGGACCAGCUCACAUACUACUCUUCUAGUGUGAACUCUUGACUAGUGAAAGCCAGGAAGUCAGGCCAUUAUCUACUGCAGUGCUAUUCUGACAUUCUAUUCUGACAUGUACAUUAACACCUUAUCUUGUCUUGCUGCUAUUUGCUCA